CAACCUCUAUAGUUACAGCUCUGCCAACAAAGAUGGUCACUCAUUGAAACUCACCGACUUUAUUUUCAUUCUUUAAUGCUAAGCUGAAUAUGUUUAUUUUUCAGAUAUUGUCAAUUAUUCUUAAUGAAUUUUAAGAAAAUACAAGAAUGAGCCUAUCGGUGACCCAGACGGUUCAGAGGCAAGACGGGUUGAGGGGAUACAGACAGCACCGGGUACAUGACUAUUUGUACGGUGAGUGGUUUUUAAUUCGGAAAUUGUUGAGAGUUCAGUCCCCGAAGGCAGUGCGGUUACCUUUGUAUUUUAAUGCUUACAUGAAACAACUUCUGUGCAAAAUUAAAGUGUCGGCCAAAGUAAUUGAAAUCAAUAUGCUUUCCUACAAAAAGUAUCAUACAUCUGUUAAAAUCCAAGAUAAUAGACAGGAUAAUUGUGAUGUUUCAGGAGUAAAUCGCUGGAAGUAUUUUAAGCGUCCACUGAUUCCUUUUUCCCAGCACUUGCCACCGGAUGUUGUUUUUGCAGUACCGAAAGCAGAUCCAUAUGCAACAUCUGACAGUGCACCAGGCAGACCUUCCACCCCUUUUGCACGUACAGUAGCUGUCCAAACAGACUACAGGGACAGUGAGGCCCAGACUGACCCCUACUCCCCUGAAUAUGUAAUACGUCCAGGAUCUGCUCCAAGACUUCUGACACUUGCCACGCUAACAUGGGGCCGGGGCCUUCCCGCUGGCUUGGCGGAGGUGGAGAUGAUAGAACGGGCUCAAGCAAAGCGAGCCUGGGAAGCCACUCUGCCCCCAUUAAAUGAUCUUUCCCAGCUGGACAAAAGAAGGAAGAUGAUGGACGAAAGGGAAAGAAAAGAGUGGGCAUUCCGAGAAGAAGAAAUAGAAAAGCUGCAGGAGGCCCGACUGGGGGUCCUGAUGAAGCUCCUCAAGCAGCGAGAAGAGGUGCAACAGGAGGCAGAUGUCAAGCGCCUUGAUGACCGCUUUGCACAGCACCAGCACAAGAAGGAAGCAAAACUGAAGAAGAUACGCAACAAUUACAUCCAAGCCAUCAGAAAAAUCACUGGGCAAAGGAAGAACGUUGAAGGAAAGCUACAAGGGAGAAACAUCAUUCAGGAGUUUGCUGACUAUGGGUCACAAACCUACGCUCCUCUUUCUCGGAUGGGCCUGUUUCCUGAUCGAAAUUCGGAACGAUAUGUAGUGAAAAACCAAUUCCUCAAUACUUAUGAAGGCUUGCUGGAGCUGGAGGCAUCACUACCAGAUUAUGUCACACAACCACGCUUGAAGGCUCCAAAACCCAAAAGCAGAAAAGGCCGCACUGCUCACCAGGAGAAAGAGUUGACAGAAAUACACAAGACACUGAUAGAGGAAAAGUCCAAAAGUAAGGAGAAGAAACCCUUGCGAUUCCUCUAUAAAAUAGAGAAGCCAGCCCCUCGACCUCCAACUCCAGUUGUUGAAAGCCCGCCUGAGGGUGAGGAGGAGAAAGAAUUGGCCAUAAUUUUCCUUCAGAAGCUUUUGCGAGGAAGAGCUAUUCAAAAUAUGGUGAGUGGCUUUAUUUUAACAAUGGAAAGCUACAAAUCAGGUGUUGCAGGUGGCAUCCUGGCAGAUAUGUUCAACUACUUGUCCAAGGAGUUGGUUCGUCUCCAGGAGGAAAGACGCAUUCAUGCCUUCACCAUCCUGGCAGAGAGAGAUAGGAGAAUCCGAGAAGCAGAGGAGAGCGGUCGGCGUCAGGUGGAGGAGAGAAGGCGGCGGGAAGAAGAUGAAAUGUUCAAACAGGUCUCUUGGGGGCCCUUUCUCUUGAAGGGUAUUACAUAGCAGCAAAAGCACCAGGGAACACAACAUUCAAUCAGUGUAUAAUGUCUUCUACGCUGAAGUAAUAUUAUUGUAACUAAUUUUUUUUUUAGAAAAGUCUUGAGGUGCCAGUAGAAUCUGGUUUCCAGUAAGGUGUUUCUUAGGAAACACGAAAACAAAAUGCUUCCGUAUCGGACAACAACAUUUAUAUUAUCACAACACACCGUCACACUUAACAACAUAAAAAAGCACGUGAUCUAGUUCUUCUGCCAUAAGCACUAUGAACCAAUUAAAAUGAUUUAGGCACAGCGUUAAAAUGUUUUUAAUUUUCUCAGUUUCAGAAGUGCUGCCUUUAGGGCGGUCACAUUUGUUUUAGAUAUUGUUAUGUGAUUCAACCAAGCAUGGACUCUAUAGCAUUCAUGCCCAAGCUCUCAGAUUGCAGAGGAAGACAAAGCCACUCAUUUCUGCUUUAAGGCAGUUUUCUUUAUGGUCCACUGCUAAAACCCAUGCUAUGUGUUACUCAUGAAGGACGCCUUAAAUCAAACACACUCUUUAUUUUUGUGAACUUUAUUCUUUUGUAUUGUUAUUGUCAUCUUCAGCAUGUGAGUAUGUCUAUUCAUUAUUUUCAGUGACUGUGGCUUUGAAUUCUGCAUGUCACAUUAUUUAUUGCCUGUCAUGAUAAUUUGCAGAACUUAUGUUCUGCAUCUACAUACUGUCACAUAU
Lepisosteus oculatus (spotted gar) is the source of this 2507-nucleotide messenger RNA. Lineage: Eukaryota; Metazoa; Chordata; Actinopteri; Semionotiformes; Lepisosteidae. The record is from RefSeq and is a predicted model, not a curated record.